AUGUGGAAUGAUUCAAACUGUGGAAAUGCCUCUGAAAUAUAUCUUUUAACCUUGGUUAAGUCAGCAACGAAAAACUUUAUAAAAAGGCAAGCUAUUCGCCAGACAUGGGGCCGCGAAAGUAACUCAGUAAAUCGAAAAAUAUUUUUUCUCUUGGGAUAUAACGGAGAAACACAAGAUCGGCUGGUUUACGAAACACGGCAAUAUAAAGACAUCAUUCAGGGUAGCUUCAUUGAUCGCCACUGGAACAACCCGUUAAAAAUGGAGAUGGCGUUUGGUUGGAUCAGUGAAUACUGUAGCAAUGCGAAGUAUUCUCUUUUCAUUGAUGACGAUAUGUAUGUAAACAUCCCUAAUGCUUUAAAGUACUUAUAUUCUGUGGAGGAGGAGCAAAUCGAGAAUCUUUAUGGUGGAUAUUUGUUUGAACGACCUGUUCCAGUGCGCUUCUACCCCUUUAAACAUUAUGUUUCAAAACAGGAGUAUCCGUUUCAUUGCUAUCCUCCUUUCGUUGCGGGAUGCACUAUAUUCUUCAGCAAUGAUGUCAUUCAGAAAAUCAAGAAAGUUAUGCCAUUUAUCCCUCGGUUUCGUGCUGAUGAUAAAUACAUAGGUAUGAUUACGCAAAAACUUGGAAUAACCGCAACAAAACUCAAUGACCUUAUCGGAAUGAGACAUAUUGGACCAAAAGGGAGGUGGUUUCCAUGUUUGAUUUCUGAUCAUGGAUAUACCACUCUGGAGAUGUUUCAGUCUGCAUUUGAAGCGUCUUAUUCAUACUGUGACCCAGUUGAGGUCUUACAAAACUGGAUUUUUUGAAUUACUCUAUCAAAGAGAUAGCCUAUUAAAAACCAAUAAUCUUAUUGCA
This is a messenger RNA of Magallana angulata, 853 nucleotides long. Its product is annotated as beta-1,3-galactosyltransferase brn-like. The transcript has 2 exons. Bases 1 to 804 code for a protein of 267 amino acids. NCBI's taxonomy places the organism in Eukaryota, Metazoa, Mollusca, Bivalvia, Ostreida, Ostreidae. Gene Ontology annotation, molecular function: UDP-glycosyltransferase activity; hexosyltransferase activity. Gene Ontology annotation, cellular component: membrane. The record is from RefSeq and is a predicted model, not a curated record.